Molecule: messenger RNA, 3976 nt
Organism: Panicum virgatum (switchgrass)
Lineage: Eukaryota; Viridiplantae; Streptophyta; Magnoliopsida; Poales; Poaceae
Exons: 8
Coding region: 1782-3719 (645 amino acids)
Molecular function (GO): protein dimerization activity
Source: RefSeq, a predicted model, not a curated record
AAACAUUUUCGGCGAAAUUUCGCCGAUACACCCGAUAUAUCGUAUAUAUCGGUGGGCCCCGAUAAAAAAGCAUACCGGCCAAAAAAUUUCAUGCGAAUUCGGACUCCCGCCCCAGAACCGCGCCAAUCCGGCCCGAAAUGUCUUUCCCCGUCGGCCCACGCACCUAAAGACCCCCCCAAACCCUAAAAUCGCCCCCAAAUUUCCUAUUCCCCAUCUGCAUCUCUUGCGGCGGCAGCUCGCACGUCCGCACUCCACAGGCGCCGGGCAGCGGCGGCCGUGUGCCGACUGCCGAGCGCCCAUGCAGCUAGGUCUCCUCCUUCUCACCUUCAUCCUGUGAACCUCCUCCCUCCCUUGGCGUUGGCUGGCCCGCAGUGCUUGCGGCUCGCAAGGCUCGCCGCUCGGACGCAGGCGCCGGGCGGCGGCGGCCGGCCGCCCAUGCUGCAGCUGGGUCUUCUUCAUUCUCGUGCCAGCAUCAGCAGGAGCAAGGGCCGCGAGCACGCGACUGUGCGAGCCGGAGGAGCAAGUAGCGACUGUGCCAGCAACAGGAGCAAGUAGCGACUGUGCCGUUCUUCACCCAGGCAAGUGUAUCUCGAAGAUUUGAUUUGUUCUUGUGUUCGCUAGAAGCUAACGCCUGCAUCUAUGAGCUAUAUGCUAAUUUGAGAGAUCGAUUCUUGUGCCAACUAAUUUUUAUAUGCUAAAUUGAGAGAUCGAUUCAUGUGCCAACUAAUUUUGAUUCACUGUAGUGCUUCCUUUCCAUGUAGUGCCCUACUAAUUUAACUGAGCAACUUUUAUCCAUAGAUAUAUUUUUCUUGUUAGGAAUAUGAUAAAAAAUUUUACUGCCAAUGCUAAUCUUAUUCUUAUAUGUGGCCGGCUGUGCCAGUGAACCAUCACUACCAUGGAUAGGGAGAGGGUGCAGUGUCAAGACAAUGGGACCGGGAGGGAGGUACCUGUCAGCGAUGGUGAUGUCGGCUCAGCCAGUGGUGCUGAUGACAUUGUGACUGCUAAAAAUGGAGCUCGGUAAAACUGCGAGGACCUAUUGAGAAUCCAUGGAGCCAUGGUGAGAAGUGGAAACAAACUGGAUGGAGUUGUAGUUAUUGUAUAGAUAGAAAGGGAAGUGGAGGUGCAACUCGUCUCAGAAAUCAUCUAGCUGGUUUACAAGGGGAUGUUGUGCCAUGCCCUAAUGUGCCAAGGUUUGUGAGGAGGAUAAUGUUGGAUAAAGAUGCACAAGGGAGAAAAAGGAGGGCUGAUACAAAAGAACAUCGUCUCUAUGUGGAAAAAGCAAUUCAGGAUAAAGCAUAUGAGGAAUAUAGAAAUGCCAACAUUCCUCGUGAUGAAGCGGGGCAGAUUGAUUGGGCAUUAAAAGAAUCAUUGAGGGAAACUAGGGGAAGUGGUAGCAGCCCUCCUUUUGGUAGGGUAGGUAGCAGUACCCCUCCUUUAGGUAGGGCAAGUAGCAGCACCCCGCCUUUGGGUAGAGCAAGUUGCUCGGGUACUCAGACAAGAAUGGAUAGGUUUUAUCGGAGUCCAAGUGUUUCACAAGCUACAUUUGAUAUAGAUUUGGCACGUAGCAUUGCACCCACACAGCUUAGAGUGGACACUAUGCUACAAGGGGGGAUGCCAAAGCAAGACUUGGAAAAGCUUUGGCCAAGUGGUUCCAUUCUGAUGAUAUUCCUGGUAGGAAAGCAGAUAACCCAUAUUUUAUAGCAGCCAUUAAAUUAGCUCAACAGCUUGGUGAGGGUGUGUCUAAUCCGACAGGAAGAGAUAUAGAUGGCCCAUUACUAGACAUGAACUACAAUGACCUAAAGGCUCACAUGGAAGAUUAUAAGGAAAAUUGGAGUCAUUUUGGGGUUACUGUCAUGUGUGAUUCAUGGACAGGACCUACCAAGAUGUGUAUUAUUAACUUCAUGAUAUUUUGCAAUGGCCAAAUGUUCUUCCAUAAGACUGUCAAUGCAACUGGCUAUAUUCAAAAUGCUGAAUUUGUUUAUGAUUGUAUCAAAACAGUAGUUGUUGAAGAGAUUGGAGUAGAGUUUGUGGUUCAGAUUGUGACUGACAAUGGUUCCAACUACAAGAAAGCAUGCAAGCAACUCACAGCUGAGUAUAAACAUAUCACUUGGCAGCCAUGUGCAGCCCACACUAUAAACUUGAUGUUGAAGGAGAUAGCACAUUUUAUUGAGGUUGAGACAGUAGUGGAUAGUGCAAAAAGGAUUUGCAGGUUCUUGUACAACCAUAACAGGCUUCAUGCUAUGAUGAGAGAGAAGAUUGCAGGGGAGCUGAUUCGAUGGAAUGCCACUAGGUUUGGCACUAUUUUCUUGUUCCUGCAAAGUUUCAUGGAUAAGCGAGAUAAGUUUGAAGCAUGGAUGAUAUCUAGUGACUGGAAAAAUAAUGAUUGGAGACAUGAGGAAGACCACAAAUUCACAUAUGAUUGCUUGACAAGUAGGCUUUGGUGGGAUAAUGUCGAAUUGGUUUUGAAAGCUGUCACACCACUUUAUUCAGUGCUUCGCUUUGCUGACCAGCAGAAGAAUGGGACCAUUUCUGGGUUCAUCCCAAAGAUGUUGAAGGCACAAAGUGAUAUAUUUGCUACCUUAAAGCAUGAUGAACGUGUGACAAGAAGUCUCCUAGAUAGGAUAAAUGAAGUAAUCAAUAGGAGGACAAGAUAUCUUCUCAAUGAGACUCUAAUGCUUGCAGCGGCUGCCCUUGAUCCUCAAUCACUCUAUCAACAAAAUUUUGCAAAGCAUCACAGUGCUCAGUUUGCAGUAACAAUGGCACUUAAGAAGGUAGCAAGCUCACCUACGGAGGCAUCAAUCGCGAUUGACCAAUAUGCAAAUAUCUUUUGUAAAAAGAAACUGUUGUUUGGAUCAAUUGAGGCUCGAAGUUCGGCACUUCGUGGUCAAACAAAAGCAGCUCAAUGGUGGACUCAAUACGGAGGACAGUGCAAAGAAUUACAAAAACUUGCAAAACUCAUUGUCUCACAAUGCAUGUCAUCCAGUGGGUGUGAAAGGAAUUGGAGCACAUUUGCUUUAGUUCAUACUAAAUUGAGAAACCGAUUAGGUUAUGAGAAGCUGCAUAAGCUAGUAUAUGUGCAUUAUAACUUAAAGUUGUCUAUCCAACAGUUUGAAAUAGAUUUCCAGAACCUUCAACAACACAAGGAGGUAGAUCCAUGUAGCAUGAUGAUGGAUGUUGCCUUAUUCGAUGAAGAAAAUCCAAUUAUGGAUUGGCUGUCCAACUCCAUGACUGAAUCUGCACCAAUUCUGGAUGAAUAUGAUGACUAUGAUGAUGAUUGGACCACACCUGGUGGCUUCCUCAUUGAUGAGCUACAGAUGCAACCAGAAGAAGUGGCUGCAUUCAAGAGGAAGCUUUGUUUUGGUAGAAAUGGUGGUCAGAAGAAAGGGAAGGUGGGAUUGGAUGAUGAGGAAGAAUUCGUAGAUGACUAUGAGUCGGAUUCUGCACAUGGUAGCCCUGUGUAUGCUGAGACAGGGGACAGCAGCUCCGCCUCUGAAGAGGAUGGUGAUGGUGCUGAUGAUGUGGGGGGAGAUCAAUCUGGUGGUGGUAUAGCCUUUGGUGAGGCAGCAAAAAAGCAUGGCGCUGGAAGUAGUGGACGUAGAGCCCGUGGUGGUGGUGCAGCCUGCCGUUCAGGAGUUACAAUUGGAAGGCCAAGCUGCUCUAUCCGUCCAAGAUCAACUAGGAAGAAGAAGCCAACUCUCAAGGCUGUCUCCGAACUCUAAAAGGCCUCCUGGUUCAGAUGCGGCAGGAACACUCCUAGUUGGUGCAUGUUCUUUGUCCAAGUCUAUUUUUUUGGGUUUGAUGUGCGCUCCUGUAUUUUGCAAUGGAAAUGAUGUUCAUUUGGGAUCUACAUUGGUGCUCUGUGCUUCAAGCAUGUACUAGGGACUGUAAUAUUGACUGUAUUUUAUGGGGAUAGUUUAGUCUGGUACUGCAUUUAGAAUUGAUGAGUCAUUGACAUAUUGAGAUGCUUGAAGCUAUC